Heterocephalus glaber (naked mole-rat) is the source of this 7065-nucleotide messenger RNA. Lineage: Eukaryota; Metazoa; Chordata; Mammalia; Rodentia; Bathyergidae. The record is from RefSeq and is a predicted model, not a curated record.
CCUGGCUUAUGGCUUCACAGAGCUGAGCCAUCUGAGAACUGAAACUCACCCUGGCUUUUUCACAAUGGGGAACCCUAUGGGACUGGCUGAGAGGGGCCUGAGAGAUGCUGAGUGGGGGUGUCUGAUGGAAAAUUACAGACUGAAAGUCUCACUUCACAUUCCUCCACUGCUGAGAAGUCCUCAAAGACAAAGAGGAAGCGUAUGUACAGGGAAAUUUCCCUUUCUCCCACAACUUCCCCUGCCUCCACCCACCUACAGCUGAAGAAGCAUCUCUGUCUUCUAAAGGAAGGGCCAUGGGACAGACUUGUACCUAGUAUUGUGAGUGUGUGCUUGGGACCCCUUUCGGGAGAAGCCCACUGGGCCCCCAGCCCAGGACGCACAUAUUCAGCCCACACCCUUCACCACUGACAGCUGCCAGACUCUUCUGGAUGUGUCUUUACCACAUGCCUCAGUGCCAAGAGGUGACGGCAUUAUUCGUGCUCUUCAGGACCAGACCCACCACAAUCCCAGCCUCUAUGUCCAGAGGACACACAACAAACACCAGCAACUCCCUGUCUGGCUCUUGGCACUAGCUAACCCACUUCCCUGGGACUGACCGUGCAUGGAGCUGAGCAGAUUGCAGGGGAGCAAGGGGUCAUUCUCUCAGGAAGAUUUAAGGCUGAGAGAGGAGGUGUGAUUUGCCAAGAUCACACAGCAGGCCUCAGGCCACCACGUACUGUCUUGGCUUUGCCUCUCAAGCCCUCCUGUCCUACCCUGUGCGGUCUCACUGUCCGAGGCAGGGCUAUGGACAGGAAAGUGGCAAUCCACAAGGAUGAGGUCUCCUGGAUCCCUGAGGAAGGAGAAACGUUGGACCGGGAAGGCAAGGACCAGGUGAAGGAUCGGGGCCAAUGGACCAACAAGAUGGAGUUUGUGCUGUCAGUGGCCGGGGAGAUCAUUGGGCUGGGCAAUGUCUGGAGGUUUCCCUAUCUCUGCUACAAAAAUGGAGGUGGAGCCUUCUUUGUACCCUACUUCAUCUUCUUCCUCAGCUGCGGCAUCCCAGUGUUCUUCUUGGAGGUGGCGCUGGGCCAGUACACCAGCCAGGGAAGUGUCACAGCCUGGAGGAAGAUCUGCCCCCUCUUCCAGGGUAUUGGCAUAGCAUCCGUGGUCAUUGAGUCCUAUUUGAAUAUCUACUACAUCAUCAUCCUGGCCUGGGCACUCUUCUACUUGUUCAGCUCCUUCACCUCCGAGCUGCCCUGGACAACAUGUACCAAUCCCUGGAACACAGAGCAUUGUGUGGACUUUUUGAACCACUCGGGAGCCAGCACAGUGACCUACUCUGAGAACCUCACCUCUGCUGUCAUGGAAUUCUGGGAGAGACGGGUUCUGGGAAUCACCUCGGGCAUCCAUGACCUGGGGGCCCUGCGCUGGGAGCUGGCCCUGUGCCUCCUGCUGGCCUGGAUCAUCUGCUACUUCUGCAUCUGGAAGGGGAUCAAGUCCACGGGCAAGGUUGUUUAUUUCACGGCCACGUUUCCCUACCUCAUGCUGAUUGUCCUGCUGAUCCGAGGUGUCACUCUCCCCGGAGCCUACGAGGGUAUCAUCUACUACCUGAAGCCAGACCUGCUCCGUCUCAGGGACCCCCAGGUGUGGAUGGACGCAGGCACCCAGAUCUUCUUCUCCUUUGCCAUCUGCCAGGGCUGCCUCACGGCCCUGGGCAGCUACAACAAGUACCACAACAACUGCUACAGGGACUCCAUCGCCCUCUGCUUCCUGAACAGUGUCACCAGCUUUGUGGCUGGCUUUGUGGUCUUCUCCAUCUUGGGCUUCAUGUCCCAGGAGCAGGGAGUGCCCAUUUCUGAAGUGGCCGAGUCAGGUCCUGGUCUGGCCUUCAUCGCAUUCCCUAAGGCUGUGACCAUGAUGCCUUUAUCCCAGCUGUGGUCCUGCCUUUUUUUCAUCAUGCUGUUAUUCCUAGGCCUGGACAGCCAGUUUGUCUGCAUGGAGUGCCUGGUGACAGCCUCUGUGGACAUGUUCCCCCAGCAGCUCCGGAAGCGUGGGCGGCGAGAGCUGCUGAUCCUUGGCAUCUCAAUCAUGUGCUACUUGGUAGGGCUCUUGCUGGUCACCGAGGGUGGGAUGUACCUCUUCCAGCUCUUUGACUACUAUGCCUGCAGCGGCAUCUGCCUGCUCUUUCUCUCCGUAUUUGAAGUCAUCUGCAUCAGCUGGGUGUACGGGGCAGACCGGUUCUAUGACAACAUUGAGGACAUGAUUGGCUACCGGCCUUGGCCACUGGUGAAGAUUUCCUGGUUCUUCCUGACCCCAGCACUUUGCUUGGCCACCUUCCUCUUCUCCCUGAGCAAGCACACGCCGCUCACAUACAACAAUGUUUAUGUCUACCCUCCCUGGGGCUACUCCAUUGGCUGGUUCUUGGCCUUCUCCUCUAUGGCCUGUGUUCCCCUCUUCAUGGUUAUCACCCUCCUGAAGACCCAGGGUUCCUUCAAGAAGGUAGCGCCUGUGCCAGCUCAUCAUCCCCGAUCCCAGCCUGCCACAGCCCAGGCAACACCUACACCUGGACAAUGGGCCUGGCCAGGACUGUGGGCCGUUCCCACUGAAGGAAGGAUUCACUGCUGGGGAGAAGGAGACCGAACUAUAGGAAGGGCCAGGGGCCAGGGGGCCCUGGAGCCAGGAACCCGGGCAAGGCUACCCUUCUCCAAGGAUAACCUCAGCCUUCAGUCCUCUGCCUCUGUCCUGCUGAGACCUCUAGGAGACCCUGGGUCCAGCCAGAUGCCUCUUCCCAUCCUUUCCAACUCUGCUCCAGGCAGCUGCCUUUGCAUUGACUCUUAUGCCAAGCCCCUGACUUCUCAGAUGAGAAAACCAAGGACCUGACAGACAAAGGAACUUUUUCAAGUUUGCAGGAGCAGCCUGAGACAGGCCUCAGACCUGAUGCGUUGUGCUUAGGCUGGUGUUCCUCCCGUCGUGCCCCUGCCCUAGUUAAUGAGCACGUUCAGAUUGUUGCCACCACAGGCUCUUCUUUGUCUCACCCUACACCUGCUCAGCCUUCCUGGGGGAAGGGGGGAAGCCCUUGGGCUGGUGCCCCACAUCAGGAUUCCUCUGCCCAUCCCAUCGCAUUUGCUCUCUGGAUUUCUCACGCUGCUUUUCAUCUCCCCUUCCCCAGGGUGCCAAGGGUCUCCCACGGGAAGAGGGGCAGUGUGCCAGGUGCUCAUGGCUCCCACAGAUGGCUCCCUCCCUGCCUAACCUCUCCUGUUCCAUUUCCCACCUAAUCCUCCUCCCAUGCACCCACAGAGUUGCAGCAGCUCCUCCCGUGCAUCUAGAAGGGGAAGGAGGAGAGGGAGUGUGGCAGACUAGAACACUUCAGGAGAGCGUCCUGGGGCACCGGAGCGGCCUAGGGAAUGGUUGCCUGGGUAGCUUUCACCCAGAACCACUGCCCCAGGGACCCAGUGAGCUCUUUCUCCCAGGCCCCAGGUCUGUGAGGACUCCUCUGCCUGAGAGGUGGGUCCCUUGGUCACAGCAGAUGCCCUGACUUCUGGCGACCCCUUCUGCCUCCUUCUGGUCUGUUCUUGUACCAGUGCCAGCCCUGCUGGGACCAGCUAGUGGGGAAAGGAGGAGUACCCAGGGAAAGCACGGGGAAAUUGCCUCUGCCGGUGCCCGGUUGUUGCCAGUCCAGGGUCCCAUCGAAACCAGCCAUGGGCCGGUGUGGUCUCACUGCUGCCCCCUGGUGGCAGGGGGAAGCAGGGUGGCAUCGUGCCUCCCGCAGCCCCCAGAAUAGAAGGGCGCUCUUUCCUGUCCCUCACUCUGUUCUUACCGCGGCCUUAACGACCCCUCACCCGUGAGGCUCAUCUGAUGCCUCACCCCUGGCCUCACUGGAGACCUUAGCAGCGGCCUGAGACCUCACCCUGGCCGGCCAGGAGACCACACUGCCUCUUCGCCCGAGCCCUCACCGCGCACGAGCCUGCCCCCAGCCCGCCCUCACCGGAGCCUCACUGCCCCUAGAGGAUGCCUCACUCCAGCCCUCACCCAGAACUCACUGAGGGCCUCACUGGCGACCUCACCCCUUCUCACAGGCACCUCUGCCCUGGCCUGUGCCUCCCGGAGCAUGGAGUUGCGGAGCUGUGCCCUGAAGUCAGACACCCUGUGGGAUGUGACGGUGGGCGUCCCCCGUCCCCCGGCAGCCAGCCUUCCCAGACCCAAGCUCCCCAGCCUGAGCCCACGAGCGUUCUGGUCAGCGCCGGGCAGCUCGGCGCCCUCCCAGUCCGUGUCUGCAGACACCGCCUUCCCUCGCCCCGCAGAUGUUCACCAGCACAAGAGCUGCGGAAUCACUGCUUUAAAUUCACAGCUGCGGGGCUGUUUCCGUCAGACACAGGACUCUGCGGGAGGCUUGUGUCUGCCGCGCUCCCCUCCCUUCUGCCUCCUCAGGACCGGUUCAAAGGGAGUAGAGGGAACAGGCAGCCAGGGAAAGGGAUUUCAGAUCAAGGUCAAAGCUCUUGGGAACCCACUCUUAAUGGGUCCAUGAUAUGGGCAUGGAGCAACGAUUUCACUCUUUCAGUACCCAGAACACUAAUAAGUGUGUGUGUGUGGGGGGCAUACAUGUACAGCUGCGCACAAAGAGUGGUCAUGCAGAUUUGCAGUCUGUUUUGUCUCAUAUCCUAGACUCCGAGUUUCAGACUGGAGACCAGAGGUCUAAUCUGGGAGGCAUGGUUUUUUUGGCCACUACAGCAUUAAAAAAAAUUUUUUUUAAAGUGAAUGCCCUCAUGUGGUAGAUGGUGGUGGUUUCUGGUUUGCUGCCAUUCCCUAUGGUAGCACUCAGUUUUGAGGACAUCUGAGUUCAUCACCUGGGGAAACAUUUGAGCAACGGAGGGAGCCAGAACCCUGCCCCGAGCAGGAGGGAAAAGCAGAGGACAGUGGUCAUUGGAGUGGUCACACAUGGCGGGCCUCCCAUUCUCUAGACCCUUCCGUGAAUUCUGGAUCAGUUCCCCCGCUCUCCCAGGCUUGUCCUUAUCCCCGAGAAGGGGAAGGGGGUGGCUGACCGUAACUUCAGAGCUAGCUUUGAGGUAUCAGGCGGCAAUAGCUCCUGUGUGGCAGUGAGGAUUCUAGGUGAAUGGUCCGUGGAAGCCACAGAGAGGUGCACAUGGAGGGACUAAGGUCCCCGGCAUCAAGCCUCACAACUUGUGUGAGCCACUGGGAGGUGGGCUCCACAGCCCCAGGCCUCCUUCAAGUCUCCAUGGGCUGGGCUGACACAUGGCCUGCGGCUCCAUGGAAGCUCCUGCACAGCAAGGCCCUGCAGUGGCCCUGGACUCUGGCCCGUGGUAAAGGAUAAAAAACAUGGAUGUCAUUUGGAGCCACUUGUUUUUGGAGUGACCUGUUAGAGUAGCAGAUAACUAACCCAGUAGAUAACUGACCCUGGCUUUGAGAGUACAGGAAGUGCCUCUUUGAGGGUCAUGGUGGCCCUCAUCUGAGAGGGAUGAUUCCCUGGGCUCUUCCUGUCCUAACCCUUUGGCUUUCUCCUUACCGGCACUUCCCCUGACCCCUCAGAGCCCGCCAUGACCCUUGCUUGCUUUUUCUCCUGUUCUGCAUCAGGUGAGGCCUGGCUGCCUCUGUCCCUGGUGCUCUUUCUCUUCACGUGACUGGCUCCCCGAUGACUGAGCCACGUGGCUUCCCUGCAGGGCUGACUACUCAGUGAAGUAACAGGGCCUGAUUGGAUCUGACAGGGAUGAAAAGCUUGUUAACCGCCCAUGGUUACACAGAGGCCAGGGGAGGACGUGUGCUGGGGAGGAUGGAGAGACCGACAGGAGGAAGCCUGGCCAGCAGCAUGGGACUGAGGUGCUUUGUUGGCCCAGACCUUGGGUCAUGCUUUUCAACUUUCUCUGCUCCCAGUUGGAUGACCAGCAGUCAGGUCGCUCCUCUGGUCUGAGAUGGGCAUCGAAUUGUUAUAGACAGAGACUGGAGAGCUUGCUCCUUGCCAGCCUGAGCCCUUGGUGACCUGGAUAUCCCUGAGGUCAGGGCCCAACCCCGUUCCUGUGACAAGAAUCCUACCCAGAAUCUGAUGUAAACUUAUGCUGGGGUUUUCUUUGCCCACAUCCACCUUGCCCCACACUGAGGGAGCCACAGGGGAACGAAGGGCCCGGUCCCUACGCCGGAGCUCAGCUUCCACCCCAGCAGUGCCUUUGCCACAGCAGGCAACCUUCCCCACAAGGAGCUGCCCACGGAGUAAUCAAAGGUGGCCGUGCCAUGCCUGGCCUGAGUUAAUCCUCAAAGAGAGCAGGUGACAUUUGUGUCUGAUAUGGAGAGAAGGUCCCAAGGCAAGGACAGGAACUGCCAGUCUUGCACUGGGCCAGCCACUGUCGGGAGACCUGGGCUCCCUGUCUGUCUCUGUCCACAGCCUCCUUCUCUGUAUUAAAGCUAAUGCUUUGGGCUUUUUUGGUCUUGAUUCUUUUAGGCUUUUUACGUAGACAUUCAGGCUAUCUGGAAAUAAUGGUAGUUGUCUUUUUCCAAUCACUCCAUUCCAUUUCCUUUUUUUUUUUUUUUGUAGUGCUAGGAAUGGAAUCCAGGGCUUCAUGUGUGCUAGGGAAGUGCUUCAGUACUGAGUUACACCCUCAGCCCUUCUUUAAGAUUUUAAUUUGAGACAGGAUCUUGCUAAGUUGCCCAGGGUGGUUUCCAAUUUGGGAUCCUGCUGCCACAGACUCCCAAAUAGCUUGGGACUACAGGUGUGUGCCACCAUGCCUGGUUCCAAUCACUCUUCCUUGUUUCUUUUUCUUGUCCCCCUUUACCAGAGAACUUGAAGUGGUGGCAGCAGAUCUUCUUCCUACUUUUGACGGCAUAGUCUAACAUUUCAUUAUUGAGCAUGAUAGUUGAUACAGAUUUUUGAUAGACACUGUUCAUUAGGCUGUGAAGUUUUUUUCUCUUCCAAAUUUGCUUUUUUUGAAACAAAAAUCAGGGAUAAGCAUUGGAUUUUAUUGAUUGCUUUUUGGCAUCUAUUGAGUUGAUCAUAUUGUUUUUGUCCUUUAGUCUGUUAAGGUAGUGAAUUGCAUGAAGGUUUUCUUCAUAUUAAACACCUUUUCAUUCCUGGAACAAACCCAA